UCUUUUGAAGUCUGCCACAGAGAAGAAGAUAAGAGCUUCCCCACAGAAACACAGGCAGCAGCAGCAGCAGCUUCCACUUGCACGCGCAUAUACAUGAUCUUUAUUACCAGAUCAUUAGAAUAGAUCUAGAAAGAAAGAGAGUGGUUUUUUGUUUCUCCAAUGGAUAAAAGCUGUCAAUCAUCUGGUGAUUCUACAAUCACCAGUAGUAAUAGCAGCACCCACAACACCGCCAUCGACAACAACAGAGAUCACUAUCUCAAACACCUCAACAAACUCUCUCACAAGAUCUCCAAACCCCCAAUCACAACCACCACCGCAAAUAUAAAGAAGGGCCCCUUUGAUCAACCCUGUCAGCAGCAAUCGCAAACGCAACUAUCUCAGCCAUCAUCACAACAGCAACAAAAUCAAAAUCUGCAGGGGCAGCAGCAGCAGCAGCAGCAUCAGCAUCAACCGCCUGUUUACAAUAUAAACAAGAAUGAUUUCCGUGACGUGGUACAAAAACUAACAGGAUCUCCAGCUCAUGAGAGAUUCUCUACACCUCCACCCAUACACCCACCCAAACCUCAAAGCUCUCGCUUACAACGUAUUCGUCCUCCGCCCUUGGCUCACGUUAGCAACCGUCCUCCUCCUUCGCUGAACAGCACCAUCCCACCUCCUCAACAACCACCCCUGACCACCGUUCCGAACCCUAACCCCUCCGCCUCUGCGACAAACAGUUUCAUCCAACGGUCAACGGCACCUCUCUCCCCGUUACCGCCAUUCCCGGCUGUUCACGCGGCGGCGGAAUCGCCUGUUUCUGCUUACAUGCGGUACCUCCAGAACACGAUCUCUGCCGUUGAUUCUAACAAGCAGUUCUCGGGAUUCUCGCCGCUGGCCCCGUUGGUUUCACCUCGAUGGAACAAUCUGAUGGCUCCACAACAGCAAUUUGCCAUGCCACCCCCGCAACAAGUAAUGAACCCCUCGCAGUUAGCAGGGAUGGUCGCACCACAGCCGCAGUUUCAAUUGCCAACGUCACCGCUGCCAUUUGGAUGCAUGAACUCACCGCGGUCUCCAUAUCCUCUGCUUUCCCCGAGUUUGUUGCUUUCGCCAUCUUCAUUUCCUCUCUCACCAACAGUGCCCGUUACUAGCCCUAGAUGGAGAGGUCUUUGAAAGUUCAAUUAAUUUUUUUCUUCUCCAGUUAGCGAGAGAUAUUCCAAGUGCAUGUCAAUGACUCAAAUCAUAUGAAAUGUGGGAUGGUAAUGAUACAUGUGGAAAGAUAGCAGUAUGAAUGCUGAAUGAAUACAGGUGGAGAGAUACUCCAAGUUAACGAGGGUUUUUUUUUCCGUCCUGGAGGCUUACUGGAUCUUACGCUCCACAAGAAGGGCCCUUGAACUUCCGUGGUCUCUCCAGUGUCUGUUGUGAGCAAAGAUUAGACUUUUAGAUGAUUGGUACCACACAAAGUAACUCUUCACUUGUUAGCUUGCUCACUCCCACUACUAGAAUUCACGAACUUCGAAUGCCCUGCUAACAUUUGCACAUGUUGGGUGUAAGAAUAUCGUAAUAAAAUGGUAGAACUCUUUCUGGAGCUUGAAAUA
Molecule: messenger RNA, 1574 nt
Organism: Populus nigra (black poplar)
Lineage: Eukaryota; Viridiplantae; Streptophyta; Magnoliopsida; Malpighiales; Salicaceae
Product: VQ motif-containing protein 9
Exons: 2
Coding region: 160-1149 (329 amino acids)
Source: RefSeq, a predicted model, not a curated record